AUGCUUCAGUUGGAGCAAAAAUGGAGAAGCCAACUACCUACACAGAGUGGCGGCUCAAAGAGAACAAAGGUUAGUGCAACUGGAGCAUACUCAUCCUCAUCAAACCCAGAAACACCGUUGGCUGACGAACCCGGUAUGGACUCUCCCGUUCGCCCACAAGGAUCAAAGAAGAGCAAGCGAAAAGGUAAGGAAAAAGCACAAAUGUCUGAAGAUUUUAGCAAAAAAAAAUCAUCGGUGGUUAAAAAGUUAUCUCUCAUGGAAGAUUUUAAGAAUGUUAGAGAAAAUGAACUAAUGGAUAGGAAAAAAGAAAGAGAAGAGGAGAGGGAACAUAGAGCAAAGAUUAUGGCAAUCAAAGAGAAGGAGUUACAAAUUCAAGCGGCAAUGAAAAAACAAGAAUUACAAACUCAGAGGUAUAUUAAAGAAAUGGAGAUAAAUGCAAAAGAAAGGGAAAUGGAAAGGAUGGCCAAGAAAAGGGAAAGAGAAAUGGAAAGGAUGGCCAAGGAAAGGGAAAGGGAAAGGAAAAUGGAUAUGCAAAUACUUAAUGCUGACACGUCUACAAUGAGUAAAAAACGACGAGCUCUUCAUGAGAUUGCAUGUGAGAAAAUAAUCGUCAAGUGGUUUACUUAA
This is a messenger RNA of Arachis stenosperma, 627 nucleotides long. RefSeq lists its product as uncharacterized. The record is from RefSeq and is a predicted model, not a curated record. The coding region runs from base 1 to 627 and encodes 208 amino acids. The transcript has a single exon. NCBI's taxonomy places the organism in Eukaryota, Viridiplantae, Streptophyta, Magnoliopsida, Fabales, Fabaceae.